AUGGGUUCUUCCUCCCCCUCUUCUCUCCUCCCUCCUGCCCUAAUGCCGUGCCAUGUGUGGGAGGGAAGGGAGGAAGGAAUAUCGGUGGAAACCGCGAGGGGAAGAAGAGAAGUCGAGAUCAAUCGAAAGAAGGGGCAUAUGGCGUCUCCAAAGGAAAUGUAUGAAAAGGAGUGUCGUGCUCUUGGCGUCCCGCCAAAUAGUGGGCUGCUACGUAUGUUACCAGAGAGCACUGUGAAUUUAAGUGGCUUGAGCGUCAUGCACUUGGGACAUAAUUUUCUUGGGGAUCGCGGCGUCGUGCCGUUUGUUCAUAUCAUUGCACAUGCCUCGUCCCUCCACACUCUUAAUCUGCGAGAGAAUGGGAUAGGGAAUGAAGGUGUGAGGGUGCUCUGUCGCGGACUGCGUCGGCUUCCGGCGUUGAAGGUGCUGGAGUUAAGCGGAAACCCCUUCACAUUCCUGGCGGCGCGGCAGCUCGUUUAUCUUUGCGAAGACAGCCCUGUCCUCAGUGUCAUUGGUGUGGAGGGCACGCUUAUGACGGAAAAACUCAAAACGAGCAUCAUUCAUCGCAUUCGAGAGGCCGUAAAGCGGCGGGAAGCACGAAAGCAGCUGUCACAACAGCCCUCUGCCGAUCGAGAUGACGGUCAAAAAGACAUGGCUGAAGGUGUGGCAGAGGCGGAAGGAAAAGUUGUGGAGCGAGCUGCGCCCAUUGCGGCAGAGGAGGCAACAACACUGCGAAGCAGGAAUGUAGGUGGUCCUUGUUUGCGAAAGUCCGUCCUGUCACUUGUUUCUCAGGACUCCAUGAGCACCGCGAUGAGUAGUAAAUUCAAGAAGAAUGAACCGGAUGACCAAGCGGGACCACGCGGAGCGAAUGAGUUCGCAUCGCCAUGCUCACCGUUGCCUCCACCGCCACCAGAUGAUGCUCAUCAAUCACCCCUUUGGUUUGAUGCGAGCGAAGAUGAGGAACAAAAGGAAGAGAAGAAAGAAAUCUCUGUCGCUACGGCGGAGAAUGAUGAAAAAAUGAUGAUUGAUACGGCGGGCAGCAUUUCUUUCCUUGUGGAUGUGGAGGAACUGAGGGCAAAUUCAGUAGAGAGGGAACUGAGAGCGCAGGAGGAAAUGCUCCCUUGGCAGGUGUCAAGAGCCGAUGACCCUUUAAGAUCCCUCCACUCGACCCAUACACGCAUUGCCUCUCAUCGAACGACAGAAAAACGAUCUGAGAGUGGCACUGCCAUUAGUUUCCCUUCGUCGUUCACGCUAGAGUUACGUACGGCGGAGGCGGAAGGAAAGUUGGCAGAAUGUACAAAAUCCACAAAAGGAGAUGAUUUUCUCGACCUUCUCUUUGGAAGUGAGGUAGAUUGA
This is a messenger RNA of Trypanosoma cruzi, 1353 nucleotides long. RefSeq lists its product as uncharacterized. Gene Ontology annotation, biological process: activation of GTPase activity; nucleocytoplasmic transport. Gene Ontology annotation, cellular component: nucleus; perinuclear region of cytoplasm; cytosol. The transcript has a single exon. Lineage: Eukaryota; Euglenozoa; Kinetoplastea; Trypanosomatida; Trypanosomatidae. The record is from RefSeq and is a predicted model, not a curated record. Bases 1 to 1353 code for a protein of 450 amino acids. Gene Ontology annotation, molecular function: small GTPase binding; GTPase activator activity.